AACGAAAAACAAUGAUUUAAACAUAAAUACCAAACACACCUGAAUGAUUGGAAUUAUUGGGUAGGCAUCUUGACCCUGUUCAUCCAACUGGGUCCAUGAACUGUAGGGUUGCAAAUGCAGCAUCUAGUGUGGGUUUGGAGUCGAGCACUUUAAAUCAGUGUGAGGACUUUAAAGGGCCCAGAGUGCUUCCUUCUGUUAUGAGAAAUCUUUCCCAAAAAGAACCACAAGAAUCAAUAGCCCAAGAUGAGACGCUUGCUGGGGAGAUGAAUGGAUCUAUAAGAUCUGAAAGGGCUGAUGAAAAUGAAGUCUCUAGUGAAUACUUUUCAGCCACUGAAACUCACCAGAGUAUAUUGGUAUCAUUUUCAAGCCAUUGUGUGCUGAAAGGAAUUGUAUGUGAACGCUCUCGGCCCCUGCGCAUAAAGUUUUAUGGUUAUUUUGAUAAGCCUCUAGGAAGAUAUCUGCGUGAUGACUUGUUUGACCAGGCAUGUUGCUGUCGAUCAUGUAAAGUGCCGGUUGAGGCCCAUGUCCUAUGUUACACCCAUCGACAGGGAAAGUUAACAAUCAAUGUUAGAUGCCUUCCGGAUAUAAGACUACCUGGGGAACGGGAUGGUAAGAUCUGGAUGUGGCACCGAUGCCUAAGGUGUGCCCAUGUGAAUAGAGUUCCACCAGCUACUCGUAGAGUGGUUAUGUCAGAUGCUGCCUGGGGACUUUCUUUUGGAAAGUUCUUGGAACUUAGCUUUUCAAACCAUGCAACUGCUAAUCUUGUUGCACCCUGUGGUCAUUCAUUGCGAAGGGACUGUCUCCGUUACUAUGGGUUUGGGAGCAUGGUUGCAUUUUUCCGGUAUUCCCCUAUCGAUAUUCUUUCUGUUCAUUUGCCACCGUCAGUGCUUGAAUUCAAUGGCCAUGUUCAAUAUGAGUGGACAAGAAAAGAGGCUGCAGAGCUUGUCCGUAAAAUGGAGACCUUGUAUGCCGAGAUAUCUGAUGUACUUGAUAGCUUGGAAGAAAAAUGUAAGGCUUUUGGAAAUGAAUGUUCGGACACGAAGGAAUUACAGGGCCACAUCAUGGAGCUGAAAGACUUGCUUAAAAAGGAAAGAAAUGAUUACAAUGGUUUGCUUCGACCGGCUAUUAUGGAGACUUCACAGCCAGACUGGCUGGCUGGAGACAUUCUGGAAUUGAAUCGCUUGAGACGCUCUCUUUUAGUUGGUUCACAUGUUUGGGAUCAGCGGCUUUGUUCAUUGGACUCUCUACUUAAAAAGAGUUCUAUUUCAAAGGCUGCACAAGGGGAUGCAUCUUAUGCCCAGCUGAAAGAGCUGAAGAGUGAGUUAUCACACAAGGAUGGCAUGCUUGGCACUGGGCAUGAAGAUUCUGACUCUUCAAAAUUACAUGAGUCUCUUGGCAACAAUUUGCAGUCAGAGCAGGAGCAGCCUAAUGUACCAGCCUUUGAACCUUCUGUUGCUGUAGACUCGAUGUUAACCACAUGUCAUCAUCAUGUCAGAGAGGAGGAAAAACAUUCAGAUGUGGAAGUUAGUGUAAAUAAGACACUAAGUGAAAGCUUAUCGCCCAAUGAGUCUACUAUAUCUGAGAGAAUAGAUUCUGCUUGGACUGGUACUAAUCAACCUGCAAUGAAAGCUCAACUUCAUUCAUCACAUGCAGAUGAACUCCAAGCUGGAUCUGUCAGGCAGAUUAGUCAAAAUGGUAAACCCCCUUUUAGAAGGUUAAUGUCGCGAAUGAGAGUUCGUGCUUUUGAUUCUGCAUUACGAGUCCAAGAAAGAAUCCGGAAGGGAUUGCCUCCCUCUACCUUGCGUUUGUCGAUACUUAGAUCUUCCCAUGCCUCUGGAUAUUACAGGAGUAUGGUGAGAGAUCCUGUUUCCAAUAUAAUGAGGACUUACUCCCAAAUGCUGCCAUGGAAGACACGGAAGUUAAACUUAAAUGUCAGUUCCACACCAUCACUUAUCUCCUCCGCAUCUCAUAUGGCUGAAGGAGCUCGGCUGCUGCUUACGCAAACUGGCCACAGUGAUUUAGUUAUUGCCGUUUAUGAAAAUGAACCCACUAGUAUAAUCUCGUAUGCCCUUAGUUCCAAGGAGUAUAAUGAUUGGGUUGCUGAUAAGUUGAAUGAGCAUGAGGGAAGCUGGAGUCCCCAUGAGAGCAGUAAAGAAGAUUCUGCAGUUUCCACCUUUUCUGCCUGGCAAUCUUUUAGGUCUUUGGAGUUUGAUUAUAUUCAUUAUGGUAGUUAUGGAUCUGAAGUUGCUUCAUCAUCAAUGGGUACGUUUUUUAAAGAUCCCAAAAGACCUCCACAUUUAAAAAUAUUUUUUGAGGAUGAGUUUUCAACUGCCGGAGGCAAAGUAAAGUUUUCAGUCACUUGUUAUUUUGCCAAGCAAUUUAACUCUCUAAGAAAAAAAUGCUGCCCUAGUGAAGUGGAUUUUGUGCGAUCCUUGAGCCGCUGCAGGACAUGGAGUGCACAAGGGGGGAAAAGCAAUGUAUAUUUUGCCAAGUCAUUGGAUGAAAGAUUCAUUAUAAAACAGGUUACAAAAACAGAGUUGGAUUCCUUUGCGGAUUUUGCACCUCAAUAUUUUAAAUAUUUGACAGAGUCUAUUAGCUCGAAAAGCCAAACUUGCCUUGCAAAAAUUCUUGGCAUUUAUCAGGUCUCUGUAAAACAUCUAAAAGGUGGUAAGAAAACAAAAAUGGAUUUGAUGGUGAUGGAGAACCUUUUUUUCAAGAGAGAUAUCUCAAGGGUUUAUGAUCUCAAGGGCUCUACACGAGCUCGUUAUAAUUCAGACACAACAGGGACAAACAAAGUACUGCUAGAUAUGAAUUUGUUGGAAACAUUACGAACAAAACCUAUAUUUGUUGGAAGCCAGGCAAAGAGAAUUCUAGAAAGAGCUGUCUGGAAUGAUACAUCGUUUUUGGCGUCUGUGGAUGUUAUGGACUAUUCCCUGCUGGUUGGGGUGGACGACGUACGCAAAGAGCUGGUUUUAGGGAUCAUUGAUUUCAUGAGACAGUAUACCUGGGACAAACAUUUGGAGACAUGGGUGAAGGCAUCUGGGAUACUUGGUGGUCCAAAAAAUGCUUCCCCCACCAUUAUUUCUCCCAAACAAUACAAGAAAAGAUUCCGUAAGGCGAUGACUACCUAUUUUCUCACUGUACCUGAUCAAUGGUCUUCAUGAACUGCUUCGUCGCAAUUUUUUUGUUUACACUUCAAAAUGCAUCUGUUUGUCAAUAAAGAAUAGGGGGGGAUUGUAAUUGCAGAUAAAUGGAAAGUAAGAUUCCUUCUAUGAUUUUUUUUUCUUGUUUUGUACACUGUAUACGGGCAGAACUAGCCCAAAUGAAAGGCUUUACACUGAGAUCAAGAAGAGAUGGUUAUAUUGUUGGUC
Quercus robur (English oak) is the source of this 3371-nucleotide messenger RNA. Its product is annotated as putative 1-phosphatidylinositol-3-phosphate 5-kinase FAB1C. The transcript is spliced from 7 exons. The record is from RefSeq and is a predicted model, not a curated record. Gene Ontology annotation, biological process: phosphatidylinositol phosphate biosynthetic process. Gene Ontology annotation, molecular function: 1-phosphatidylinositol-3-phosphate 5-kinase activity. Gene Ontology annotation, cellular component: endosome membrane. Lineage: Eukaryota; Viridiplantae; Streptophyta; Magnoliopsida; Fagales; Fagaceae. Bases 96 to 3164 code for a protein of 1022 amino acids.